AUGAAUAAAUUGAUUUAUCUGCCAAUUGAAUUAUUAAACUUGAGACAUAAUUAUAAAUAUGAUAUUUAUCUUCCGGAAUUGGAUAUAUCAACACAACAACAACAACAACCAUUUUUCCCUCCUCCUCCUAUUACUUUUCCAGCAAAACUGUCAAUAAGACUUUACACAAACACAGCAAAUAACAACAAUUUGUAUCCUAUAUCUGCCUUUGUGUUGAUUCAACAACCACUAUAUUGUCAAUCACAGUUUAAUUCAACUUUACCCAACUAUUAUAAUUCAUCUCAUCCACCUAUACAAGAUUUAGUUCAACCAAUCUUCAUUUCGUCUCCACCUAUAAGUCCAAUAUCACUAUCAUCGCCAAUAACACCAAUUGCCAUACCAGUAAUUAGAAUUGAUUCCAAUAGGCUGGUCCCAUUUGGUGGUGUCCCCCUAUCUGAUUUAUACACCAAGAAAUUUCAACAACAAGAGUUUCAACAAAGAACACAUCAAAAGCAUAAUUGUCCUAUUCAAGGAAAACAAACAAAACAUUCUAUGCUGGCAACAUUCCCAUUGUAUAACACUCCAAUUAGUCCAGAAAGUAAAGGAAACGUUUUGAAACCUGGGAAGGACAAAGAUCAGAAUGUAAAUCCUGGAAAUGACAAGAGUGAGAGCCCAUUAUUACAUUUAUCAAAUUCAAAGACAGCAUCUUCAUCCUCAUCCCAGUCUACAUCUUCUAGUGAUGUUAUAAUACAAAUAUAA
This is a messenger RNA of Candida albicans SC5314, 738 nucleotides long. RefSeq lists its product as uncharacterized. The record is from RefSeq and is a predicted model, not a curated record. NCBI's taxonomy places the organism in Eukaryota, Fungi, Ascomycota, Pichiomycetes, Serinales, Debaryomycetaceae. The coding region runs from base 1 to 738 and encodes 245 amino acids. The transcript has a single exon.